CGCGCUCGCUCCCGCCCUCCCGGCGCUCCGGGCGCCGCGCGCGGGCCCGGCCCGGGGCAGGGCGGACAUGGGAGCCAAGCAGAGCGGCCCGGCCGCUGCUAACGGCCGCACCCGUGCGUACUCGGGCUCGGAUUUACCUUCCAGCAGCAGCAGCAGCGGAGGGGCCAACGGGACCGCAGGCAGCGGGGCGCGAGCCGCGGCCGCCGGGAGAUUGCCGGCUCAGGUGCCCGGCGCGCACCAGCCUAGCGCCUCCGGCGGCGCCGCGGCGGCCUCGGCGGCCCCGCGCAGCCGCUCCCUCGGCGGGGCGGUGGGAACCGUGGCGUCGGGGGCCCGCGCGGCGCAGUCCACCUUCAGCAUCCCCAAUAGCAGCAGCGGCCCGUACGGCUCGCAGGACUCGGUUCACAGCAGCCCGGAGGACGGCGGCGGCGGCGGCGGCGGCGGCAGGGACCGGCCGGCGGGCGGGGGCCCCGGCGGGCCGCGCCUGGUGAUCGGCUCUUUACCAGCUCACCUCUCGCCGCACAUGUUUGGAGGAUUUAAGUGCCCAGUAUGCUCAAAAUUUGUACCCUCAGAUGAAAUGGAUUUGCAUCUUGUGAUGUGUUUAACAAAGCCAAGAAUAACCUAUAAUGAGGAUGUACUGAGUAAAGAUGCUGGGGAAUGUUCAAUAUGCCUUGAAGAGUUGCAGCAGGGAGAUACGAUAGCACGACUGCCUUGUCUAUGCAUAUAUCAUAAAGGCUGCAUAGAUGAAUGGUUUGAAGUAAAUAGAUCUUGCCCUGAGCACCCUUCAGAUUAAGCAUUUAGCUUCCUGUUUUAUAGGUUUCCUUGUCUUUUCAAGAUGCUUGAAAAACUGAGAGGAUAUGAAGAUCUGUCUCUGGAAAAGCAAAAACAAAAAUGCAGGCACACUCAGCCAGAAAUCUAAGUUCUGUGAAACUCAAUAUGCAGAGAUGGACAAUCAUACAGGAAAAAAAAAAUCCCACUCGAGAGGACAGUUGCCACAGAACUCAGUGUACCAAACAUGCAUAUAAAGGACACACAGGGAUUUUGAAAAUGCUGCAUAUCCCUUAAUAGUCAUCCACAUAGGUAAUACUGAUGAACAUUUUGUAUUCAGACGCCAAAGUUAACUGAUUUAAAAGUUGAUUUACUUUUUAUUAAGUUCUCUUGAACUGUGCAACUAGCUGUGUUUGAUUUGUUUUGGUUUUCACUUUGGGGUCCCUUUAUUUUCCCCAACAUGAUGUUCCUGCAUUCAUCUGUUCUGAAAUUGAACACCACAUAGUUUACUUCUUUAAAACUAAAGUUUUAAAUGUGACACCAAGAAAUGUAAUCAAGCAGUAAAACAUUCUCUGAAUGUAGACAAUGAUCUCAAGUUCUUCAAUUUUUUUUUUUUUCCAAGAGUGGAAAACAGACUUCUACAUAGGAAAGCUAAAGUAUGUUAAUAUUUUAAAUUAAAGGUUUAACAUUAUCAGAAUGCAGUCCAAAGAGUGAAAAUCACGUUACCUACUUAUAUUUUAAUUGAUUAAAUCUAGGAUUAUCUACUGAAUUGCAAUUUCUUAAAUAUAUUAUUUUCUUUUAAAUAAAACUGUUCAACAGUUAAUCAGCAAUGAAUCAUCUUGCAGCUAUGCAACUUAAAAAAAAAAAAAUCACCAGUUUUAAGUGCUGCCAGCUAUAGUAACUUUGUUUUAACGGGUAUGUUUGUUUGUUCUUUUAAUGUAAUUAUUUUAUUGUGCUUUGCAUCUCUAGGCAAUUUUCCCACAUUUGGGUAAAAUGUUUAGCAGGUUGUAAACUUAAUAACUUAUGAAAAGGGUAAAAUAAAAUUUCUUGAGUGGAACUUGGAAUAAUUUGAGGGGCAUUUUUAUAUACUUUUAAAAAUCAGAAUUUAAUUGGGAUGCCAGAUUUAUAGCAAUUUGCAUCUUUAAUUUUCCAGAUAAUCUGGAUGUUAGCAUUUGAUAAAUGAUUUUUUAAAGCAAACAUGAAGAUUUUGUUAAUUUAUAAUUUAUUAAUGUUAUUACUGUAAUUGAAAAUGUUGGAGACUUUUAAAUUCAGUCUGUGUAGAAAGAAAUGUAUUAAGCAAAACUAUGCGAAUAAAUAUUCCCACAAAAUAUAUCUGAAUGGUUAAAAAAUACUGGAAGAGAGCUCUCAGGGCUGUAAUAGUGAGGGGUUUUUUUUUGUUGUUUUUUUUUUAAUAUCGAAGACACCAAUAAAUAGAUUUUGUGUUUCCAACAUAGGGAAAAUGUUAUCAGUGAACAAUUAAAGCAGUGCACUUUACUAAGUAUAAUUGAAAGUUGCACAGUACUGUUUCCUUAUCUUAAGCUUUCUUUAAUAUCUUUAAGUAUUGCUUUUCUGUUUACUGCUGCUAUUCUUAAUCCUUCUCAAAUUUUUUCCCUACUUUAUUGCUUCUGAUUCAUUUUUUUAAAGGGGAGGUAGAGGAGCAACCGCUGCUACCCGUAGAAAUUUGUGUAUUUUAAACAAUUAGAAGAGUUUUUAAUGGCUUUCUGUGUGAUUCUAGACCAGAUAACAUUUUUCCUAAAGUUAAUGCUGUGAAAUGCCUUUUGUUAUGCUGCAAUUGAUAGAAGAAUCCAAAACCUUCAUUGUGACAGCCAACAGCACAGUUUCAUAGGUGCUUUCUUAACCAGUUACAGAAAAUAUUCUUUCCUCAAGGAAAAUAUUCUUUUCUUAAUUUUUUCUGUUGUCGUGAAAUCUUAAUAUGAAUGUAUCUUAGUUCAUGUUUUCAAUUUUCUAAGCUCUGCUCACACAUUACACGAACAUUCACACACGCACACGGAAGAAACCUCUUGGAAUGUGAAUAAUUCAUUUUGUUUCUCCUUUUCUAAUUCUAAGAAUUAUUUUGUUGGCUUCCAUUCUUAAAGGAAAAGAUUUGCUAUAGUUGUGGUAGUAAACUUUUGAUACUCUCUCGGAAGUUGAUUUUCCGAUAUAACUUGACUCAUUAUCUUCUAAAGUUGAUUGGCCUGAGUUAGUUUUCCUUCUUUAACCUGUAUCAUACUCUCAGAGUCUCGUUCACUUAGCCUCUCUUUGCAUGAGGUUCUGUGCUGCGGUUUCUGCAGUAGAAGCUCCUGUGGUUUAAAAGGAAGUUCAGUGUUUGUCCGUGUCAAGUGCUGCUUGAUUAUUUGUCUAGAACAGUAUUUACUUAAAUCUGCUUAUAAAAGUCGUUUUUUUUUUUUGGUUAAAAUUUAAAGAAGUUGGCUUUAUUCUUUUUUUCUACUUUAAAAUUGAGUCUCCAUCAAUUACUUCCUAAAAAGAAGAAUUUAGAAAUUGAAGUCAAAAGAUUCAUAAAGCCUAGAUACUCCAGUUUUUACUUAAAAUUACUAUUCUGAAAAAAUAUCAUAAGUAAUAUUACACAUAGUAUCACUUGUAAUGUUUGUAAAUUUAUAUACAGACAUUGAACAGUGUAACAUAGGACAUCAGGUUACCCAAGAUAUUUAAAUGCAUAGCUGAAAUUACUGACAACUGAAUAUUAUGAAGACAAAUAAAGAUUGAAAGCCUAGGUAAUAGUUUUCUAGAAUCUUUGUAAAUACUUGUUUUCAAAUAAGAUCGCAGUUGGGUAUAUAGAUUUCCUUGAGGGCCACCCUUUUCUUCAUAAUGGAUUUUUUAUUGCCAAUUUUGACUCAUUUUAUGUUAAUCUGGCUCCCCCCCCCCCCCCAGAAUGUAUAAGAGAGUGUAAGAACGUAUAAGAGUACAAUUAUUCUGUCUUCUUCUGGCUCCUUCCCAGAGAAAUAGACUAAGAAUAGUCUUAAUCUGUGUUUUCCAGGUCUGGUUAUAAAUCAGAUAUAGAUUGUGUUUUAAAAGUGGUGUUUUGAUUGAAAUAUAAAUAGCGUUUUCUAUGACUGAUUUUUUUUUUUUUUUUGUGGUAGCCAGAACAACUAAAAAGUCAGGUUGUUAUCCGCUGCAUAGUGUUUAGAUUUUGGUUUCUUAGUGCAAGUCUUCUGUUUCAUUUAAAUGUUAUUUACAAUUAUUUCAGUUUUCUCCUACUAAACAGUGUAGUCCUCAAAUGCCUGAGGAGCACAUUUGCAGUCUGUAUUUUGAAAAGAUUUCAGUUUAAAUUAGUUAAUGAAAAUACCAGAUUUUUUUCAAAGCUUGUUUUGCCUUCUAAAUUUGGGUAUGGUGAAGUUUAAGAGCAAUUGUUUAAUAUGUAGCAAGACCCGGGGAUAUUCCUUUAAAUGAAAAAAGCCUGUAAAUUUAAUGUGUAAAUAGUAUCUAAUUUUAUUUACUAACUUGGAGAGUUGAAGAAGGAAAAUUUCCUAACAAUAAGCUACAUUUGAACAAAGCAUGAACUUCUUUUUUAAAAUUCAGGAAUAAUUGAACUUAUCAGAUUGACAUCUACAUUAUGCAUUGAUAAUAAUAUCCAGUAAUCUUAUACUUUCAAAGAGGAAAUUUCCACAUAAAUCAGAUUAUUAGGAAUUUUGUAAAACGACACAGAGGUAAAUAUUGCUAUUAAAUAUGAGUACAGUUUGUUAGUUGCAGGAAGUUUCCUAGUUCAUUAGAGCCAUUUUCUUGAACUUUGAUUUAUCCUGAGGUGAACUCCAUACAUACUGACAAUGGGUAGUUAAAUGCAAAAUGUUCCUUGUUCUUGUACAGAUAUUUUCCAAGUUAAAACAUUUUAGCAUGCCAAUAUUUUGUCUUUGGCCCAUUCGCCUUUAUUUCUGAAGUAUGUAACUUCUGAUUUUUUCUUUGCUGUAUGGUAAAGCAUUGUAGUUACAUUAUCUGUGUUACUGGCCACUUUUCUUCAGAUCUUUUCAUUCUGAAAGUAAAUUGUUACUUGGUUUACUUUAUAGGAAAUUGCUACUUGGUAUACUCCUAGUAGUGAUCCUUAUUCAGGAAUAGCUGGUAAAACUUUUUUGGUAGCAACUUAUACAGACAGUACUUUGAGUACCAUGUGCAGCGAGUGCUAUGCUUAAGAUGGGAAACCGAAUGUUCUUUUCAAAUCACAGAAUUCCUGUACUGAAUGGGAAAUACCUCGUCUUCCAAGUUACCUGAUUCUCCAUGGAAAGUACGAGGCAUCAAAGAAAACCGGAUAUGACAAAGUUUAGUUUUAGUUGAAAGUGCAACAUCACUCUACUUAGGAGAGUUGGCAUAUCUUCAGAUACUUAAGCUAUCAUAAAUUUUAGACCAAUGGCUAAUAAUAGGAUAGAUUGAUUGUUGGUUCCUUGUUUAUAGAGAGGCGAAAAGCAGCAUGGCAUUAACUCACAUUCCAGUAAUAGAUGAAAUUUUAAAAAGUGAUGUUACAGUGUUGACCACCAUCAUUCUUCUUGACUCUGUGAGGCACCUGUCAGGUUCCCAGGUCUUAGAAUCAUAAAUGACUGACUUCUUCUAUUACUAAAUUCUCAUGACUUCCAUUUUCAUUUGGUAUGCUGAGAUCGUAAGUAUUGAUAAUUUAUAUUUAUAAACUUAGAGUUCUGUCAGUACCCUGUUACCAGUGAACCUGGUGCCAGCAUCUUGAAAAGGUGUCAUUGUAAGUCAAAAGCAUUUUGAGCAUCUGUGUGCAUGUAAUACAGUUAGCAGACCCUAUAGAGAUACACAAAAGAGAUUUUGGAAUUUGAUGAUGAUAUUAUUGAUCUUUAUUAUUACAGCAAUCCAUUACAUUUUAUUGCUUUGCAGUGACUAUAUGAGUUCCCUUAUUUGAAAAUCAUGGUAAAAAGAGAUAUUUACCUCUAUUGCUCUAUCCAUGGUUUCUUCAACUCUUCCAUUAAUACUUAAUUUCCUCUGUUAGAAGGCAUUUUCCUGUUAAGUAUCAAAAGCAUCAAUCACAAGAAAUAGAGAAAAUGUAUCAGAAACAAGUUGUAUUAGUAUGUUCUAAACCAAAAUGGAACAAUUCAUUAUUAUUUUAAUAAAUAAAACUUCCAAAUGAUCUUGCCAAAUUAUCCCAUUAUUUAGAGGUAGAAAAUAAGAAAAGAAUGCUUUUAAGGAAAUUUAUGUUUAAAUGUUUAAGUGUUGAUUGUACAUUACAAUAAAACAAUUGUCUAAAGUUGAAAGGUUACCAUGAAUUAAUUGAUGUCACAGUUUCUUCACCCAUUACCACAAAAUUGAAUCUAAAAAUAUGAGUUAAAAUUCUGUAAUAGUUUAAGAAGUGACUCUCUGUAAUGGUAAUGGACAGAGAAGUCUGUCGUUAUUACCACAACCAUAAGAAAAGAUGCACUUGGAAAUUUAUAAUGUAAAACCUAUUUGGUAAAUUUGUAAUUGCAAUUUGAUUGAAUAGUUAUUGAAUUUGGGAGUGGGUUGGUCUUUCAGUGCACAGUCAUAACGUUUUAAAUUUAGACUGAUUUUAAUAAGAUGCUGUUUUUCAAAGGAGAGUAAUUGCUCUUUUGAAGAACAAUUUUCCUGAUGAAAGAGGUAAUGAAUUUUGUAGUAUUGUGGUUAUGAACCUGGGUUCUGGAGCCAGAUUGCCUAGUUUUGCCAUCUCUGUGACACCGGGUGAGAUACUUCACUUCUCUGUGCCUCGCUUUUGCCUGUAAAAAGAGGUGGUACUACUGCCUACCUCAGGGUUGCCAUGAGGAUUAAAUGGGAAGGUAUGUAUAUGCACCAGACACAGACUAAGCACUUAGUAAUAAUGUUAGUAGUUUUUAUAGAUGAUAAAAUGUAUUUGUGCCCAUCUAUGAAUGAGUAAGUAAUUUUUAUUAUUUUCUUCAGUCAUGAGGUAUAGGAAUAACUCAUAGGCCUUAACUGGUCUAUUUAAGAAACCUGAGAAUUACAGAGGAUACUGUGGAUCCUGAUCUUCUCUCGCAAAAAUCUAGAGAUUUAUUUCAGAAAUUUUAUAUUCAGUGCUGCUUGGUUCUGCGGACUGUCAGGAAGCCAAGAAUAUAGAAAUCAAGGAUAGCUUACCUAUAGGAAUUUAAUCUUUAGUGGGUGAAGCAAAUAAGUAAAGAAGCAUAUAAUAAGGAAUAGUAAAUGCUGUGAUAGCCACACACACAGAGGUGUUGUGGAGGUAGUGAGAGGGUCAGUAAACUCAGACUAGGCAAGAGAAUGUCUAAACGUCGUCUGUAAGAACAAAAAGGUCAUAGCUCUAGGGGACAUGGAUAAAGGGACGUGUGUGGAAUAAGGGCUUGGGAUGGGUAUUCCCCAGGCGUGACGUGCUUGGAGAAUUGCUGUGUCCAGAGAGUUAAGCAGUGAUUAGAUCGAAGGCUUUUAAGCAGGAAGAAGACAGUUAGAUAGAGUUGCAGAGAGAGCUGUUAGAAAAUUUAUAGUAAUUCAGGCAAGAUGAUGAGAAGCAAAACUGAAGCAGUAACAUUAGGGAAAGCAAAGAUGGAAGAACUUAAAAAUGUAGAGUAGAAUUAACUCAUCUUGUAGUCCCUUAGAUGUAAAGGAUGACAGGUAAGAAAGACCCAGACAACUCCCAGUUGUACUUUUUCCACCUCUUUGAAAGGUUGAACCUUAAGGGCAGAAUAUCACUCCCUGGGGAAAGCUGAUUAUGCCAGAAGUAUCUGCUGGAGAACCAAAGAUAAAUAACACCGUUACUUCUGACAUGAAGGAUUUUGGGGGAUACAACCAUGGUGUAUUGAAGUUCCUGGGCCAGACGUCAAAUCUGAGCCACAUGCCAGAGAAGUGGCAACAGCCGAUCCUUAACCUGCUGUGCCACGAUGGGAACUCCAACAUGAAGGAUCUUAAAUGGGAGGCAGAGCCUUGAGAGAGAAGCAAGACAGGAAUGGUUGGCAACUUGUGAGAAAGCUGCAGGGGGUGGGGGUGCUGUUAGAAUUGGGAGGUAUCCAGACAAAAAUGUGGCCACCACUUAGAAUGCGUGGUGAGUGAGCUGCGCUGAACUGGGUUAAGACAUCUGGGUUGACUGAGUUGGACUCCUCCCCCCACCCCCCUCCCCCAGUCUCCUACUUAACCUUGGUUGCCUGUUGGAGUAAGGCCGUGCUUUCCCAGAUUCACUUAGGGAGUUGUCAAGAUACACUCUGAAGCAUUCUCGAGGUUUUCCCUUUGGCUCAUUUGUCCCAUACCCUUUCCAUCAUGCUAGUCUUCUCAGAUGUUCACAGCAAAAGUAAGCUACUCUUGGAAGCAGUCUUUUUAGAAACGGACAAUAAGGAUGAAUCCUGCUUUCCUGGUGGAUGCUGCAGUUGGGAUGGGUGGAUUGGGCUAUACAGGAGGGGACCAGAAGAGGUGUAUUAGUUCCUGAAACUGGGUUGCAGCUGGCUGUAUCACGAUCUUUGUUGAGCAAAGGACAGAAAAUGAGGCCUGGGAAACUUAUAUUUAGUUCCUGGAGAAGCAGCAGAAACUUGGGGAUAUCCUUGUAUUAAAUUAUUAGGUCAAGGAGUCCGUUUUGCACCUACAGAUUCACUAAUCUAGUAUAAUCUAGUCAGCUUAGGCUUCCUCAGUUUCUCCAAAUUGCUUCAAAGCUGCUCCUCUUGGUCACGUGGAACUUCCUAGCCUAGGAAUUUCUACAAAGCAGGGCCUGUGAGAAUAAUAGGAACUUAAUGCCUGGAAGGGAAUUGUCCUAAAAUGUCAAAAGUGCUUAUAUAUACUAAAUAUUACUACAUGAUUUAAAAUUUGGUUUCCCACAUAAAAUACAGUAAAAAACAGUUUUUGUGCAGUUAAGUACCUUCAUGUUAAGUUCUACCUUAUAGAACCUGAUUUCCAUGGUUCUCUCCCAUGAACUUAUGGAUGCAAUGUUCAUUAUUUUAUAAGGUUUUAAAAAGCACUUCCCAACAAAACGAGUUUGAGAUUUAAGUGCUUUUGAAUUGGCCUAUUUAUUAGCCGGAUAACAGCAAACUAUGUAGUAUUAGCGAUGUAAAUUUGUAUUUUAGAAAACUAUCAAGUAACUAUGUCAUGAACCUUUCAGAAUAACUCAUCCCCAAACUGAAAUCUUACUACAUUUCAAAAUUUAAGGUUAUUCAUGUCCAGAUUCAGAGGAUAUAUCCAUCAAGGAAAUCAAUGAUACAUGGUUCAACCCUUGUUGGGGCUCAAGCAUUGCAAAGGCUAAAGGCCUUUCUAGGGUAUUUCAGUAUCCAAACUAUUGUCAUUUUAGUAUGUGAUGAGUAUAAAAACUGUCAGUGAGCUAUUUCACAUUUUUUGUUUGUUUGUUUUUCUGUCUCUGGUGUGUAUUUUGUAUGUAUAGCACAUCUGUAUCCAGACCUAGCCAUGUUUUAGGUGCUCAGGAGCCGUAUGUGACCAGUGACUAUGUAUUGGACGUGCAGACCAAGAUGACUGAGGUUGACUUUCCACUCUAUCCUUAACGUGAUCAUUUUCCAAAGUCUUGUAAUUUCAGCUUUGUAAAGACCUGAGUCUCUCAAAGUUAAUUUCGCUGCUGCACAUGGGCAGAGUCGGUCCUAUUCUGUUACUGAAUCUGAGCUGAUUAUUUUGAUGUAAUCCUAUUGUAUAACCAGUAUAUAGCCUUUAUCUAGGUUUCCUCACAUCCCCAAAUCAGGGUGUAAGCCCUUGAGGAAGAGAGUGUCAAGUUUGUCUCAGCUCUGCAGCUAAGCUCUAGCUUCAUCCCCUCCGGUUCUCUUUCCUGCUUGAUUGGACUCUUGGCUCCUUUUGAAUGAGAAAACCACUCUUAUAUCCUUCUGCGUUCUUCCCAACUCUGGUUCAUAUAAUAAACUACCUUAUUCAGCCAGGGUCACAUCCUUGAUUUGCACAGCAAAGUUUAUAGAGUCCUAGAAGCCCUCUCUGCCUCCAGAACGUGGCUCUGACAAAUCAAAAGCCCUUUGGCUUUCAGGCUCUUGUCUCUUCCUUCAGCUUUCAAAAACUGGGGUGUCUGUCUCAUCCUCAUUGUCUCUCCCUACUGAAGGAGCAGCUGCCAGUGAGUCACUGAGUAGGUUGCUGUAAUCACAAGGACUGCAAGGAACGAAAAAUGUAGCCGUUAAUAAUUCAAAAAUAGUGUUUUAUUUUACGCGCGUCGAUCACAAGAAAGCCACUUUGGUAACUGUGGGUAACUAUAGUCUCAUAGUGUUUUCAUUCUUCAUGUUGGUAAUCUUGAGAAGUCUUCAAACCAUGAAGAAGAGUGUGUGGGAGUUACUCGAACUAGAAUGCAGAGUAGACUGAAGUGGUUCGUUCAUUUGCACUUACUUAUCAAACAUUUGACAGAUGUAAGAGAGUGUAUGCGACCCUGCAUACACUGAUGGGGAGAAAAGAUAGUUCCUGCCCUUAGGGAGCUUAUGGUUCAGAGUUCUUAGCAGAAGUUGGUCAUCAGCUGUGGUGUAGCGAACAUACAAAUAACAUGGGUCUCUUAAACCUAAGUUUUUCUUUUCCCUUCUGUUUUUAUUGAGAUAUAAUCAACAAACAGCACUGUGUAAGUUUAAGGUGCAUAGCAUAGGGAUUUGACUUCCAUACACACAUGACUACCACAAGUUCAGUGAGCAUCCAUUAUCUCAUACAGAUACAAAGUAAGAGUAAAUAAAAAAAAAUACCUACGGCCCUUGUGAUGAAAACUCUUAGGAUUUACUCUCUUAACUUCCCUUUACCAUACAUCAGUAUUAAUUGCAUCAAUCAUGUUGUACAUUACAUCCAUAAUAACUUACCUUGUAACUGGGAGUUUGUGCCUCUUGACCACCUUCUGAUCUGGUUCUUGAAUAAACAUUUGUGUCCGAUCUUUCAUGGCAUUAGGUUAUUAAAGUCAUUGGGAAAGACUUUACUCGACUGUGCAUCUGGUAACAGUUUUGUGCCUUGUGCCAGACCCUGGGUAUGUGUCGGUGCUGCUAAAACAAAGGUGAGAGCAGGUGAAAGUGCUACACACACUAGAUGGCAGUACGGACAGCCAGACGAAUUUGUUAACAUUUCCAUUCUUAGAGGCCUAGUUCCUUGAUGAGAAUGCUCUUGUGUUUCCAAAUUUUUUUCUCAGCUUAUUAAAAGCAACUAAUAAGUAUACAAUCUAAUGAGUUUGGAUACACACAUACACCUUUGAAACUGUCACCACGACCAAGAUGCGGGCAGUUCCAUCACUUCUUAAAAGUUACCUCAAGCCCCUUUGCAGUCAGUUUCCACCCAUCCGCCCUCAGGCCUGGACAGCCAUUGAUCUGCUUUGUGUAGAUUAGACAGAAAUGUCCAGUAUGUACUUUGUGUCAAGCUUGUUUGGCUCAGCAUAUCUGUCAGAGGCAUCAGUGUUGUGGCUUGAACCAGUUGUUUUUCUUGCUAAGUAGUAUCCUGUUGUAUGUGAAUAUACUAUAGUUAUCCAUUCUCCUAGUGGUGGGCCCCUGAGCUGUUUCUGGUUUGGGGCUAUUAUGAAUAAAGUGGCUAUAAACAUUUAUAUAUAAA
Molecule: messenger RNA, 11196 nt
Organism: Phacochoerus africanus (Common warthog)
Lineage: Eukaryota; Metazoa; Chordata; Mammalia; Artiodactyla; Suidae
Gene: ZNRF2
Product: zinc and ring finger 2
Exons: 5
Coding region: 68-790 (240 amino acids)
Source: RefSeq, a predicted model, not a curated record